This is a messenger RNA of Sphaerodactylus townsendi, 2000 nucleotides long. RefSeq names its product mitochondrial pyruvate carrier 1 (gene MPC1). Lineage: Eukaryota; Metazoa; Chordata; Lepidosauria; Squamata; Sphaerodactylidae. Bases 194 to 517 code for a protein of 107 amino acids. The record is from RefSeq and is a predicted model, not a curated record. Gene Ontology annotation, cellular component: mitochondrial inner membrane. The transcript has 5 exons. Gene Ontology annotation, biological process: pyruvate import into mitochondria.
GCCCUCGCUAGGCGUUAUGAAAGCAGAGAGCGCCGUAACUCGAGUUGCUAUGGAGACGACGGCGCUGCCGUAAAGUAGAAGCCGGGGCCGGCGGUGAAGAGGCAGUUCGCCCCCGGAGCGAGGUUGUCCUUGGAGGUAGCGGACGUGGAGGCGAUAUCUGUUCUCUGUCUCCACAACACAGCUCUCCUCUGCCAUGGCGGCGGCGCUGGCUCGCAAGGCCGCGGACUAUGUGCGCAGCAAGGACUUCAGGGAUUAUCUCAUGAGUACGCACUUCUGGGGACCAGUAGCCAACUGGGGGCUCCCUAUUGCUGCUAUAAAUGACAUGAAGAAAUCUCCAGAGAUCAUCAGUGGUCGAAUGACAUUUGCACUUUGCUGUUAUUCACUGACGUUCAUGAGGUUUGCAUAUAAGGUGCAGCCCAGGAACUGGUUGCUGUUUGCUUGUCACUUUACCAAUGAAUUCGCACAACUUACCCAAGGAGGGAGAUUGAUCAAAUACAAUCUUGAGAAAAAGAACUGAGUACCUAUUUAACAGGGAAAAAACACGGUGCUCCUCUUCACAGAUGACAACUGAGAAAAAUCUUUGCCAUCCAGAAUUGCUGUAUCUCUUAUUGUUGCAGUCUCAUUUACAUGAAUGUGUUCAUAACAACAUCAUCCACGCACUAAAUUUUGUAACCUGUACUUUUGUAAAAAGUACUUAGCUGUUGAAAAUGUUACAUUGAACAAUUUGCCUUACAAGUACUACAUUUUAAUUUUUCUCUUUAUGAAAUUCUUCAGUUGAUAUGCACAUCGAUUUGUGAAGGAUAAGAUUUCCUGUCUACAAAAAAUAAAAAACAACAAAAACUUAUUACUGAAUUACUUUGUGCAGCUUGUUAAAACUUGGAAGACCAGUGUAUAUUUGGUGGUUUCAAGAAUCUGUCUCUUUAAGUGCAUUGGAACUACGGCCUUGCAUUCAGGAGCACCCAUUCUUGGCUUUUGCUGCAAUUAAAGAUAUGUAACAGGCUGCCAGACUAUCAACCCAGCACUUAACUGAAAGCAGGUGCUUAGCAACUAAUUGCUCUCAGGUUGCUAAUUUGAAUACUGUAUGUCUACUUACAUAUCCCAGCUUUUACUUCUGGGUCCCUAAAAGUCCUAUAGUGAUCUGAAGGAAGGCAAUAAUGUUCCUUAUUGUUUAUGGUUAGAAAACUCUAAAGUGGUACAAGGUUCAUGGAGGGGGAAAAGCAAGAUCACUGCAGGAUGUAUUCCUGACUCAAGUGCAUUGGAAAAUUGCAACCUUUGGAGGCUUGAAGCAUGAGGCCAUUUUUUAAAAAUCUUGUAUGGAUUAAAAAUACGUGAUUUGGAGCAAUGUGCAAUGGAUUUUUUGUAUUUUGGCCCAUUAUGAAAGGUCUGUCUGACAGUGUGACUAGCUGAAGUUGUGAAUGCCCAGUAGGCAGAGCACCGUAAUCUUGUAUCUCCUUCCUUAGAGUUUAAUUCACAUUUAUUCUCAUUUGAGUGUUGUAAAUAUGUCUUAAUUCCACAUUGUCUGCCUUGUGGAGAUUUUGUAAAGAUUUCUUGUGAACUUUAACUGAAACAAAAAACAUAACAGACAAGACUGAAGUCUUUUGGGGAAAAAGAUUUGGAGAUAUGUAAAUUUUAAAGUUCUAACAGAUCAGCUUUCUGAUUACUUCUUUCCAGAAAACAUGUGUCUUACAUCAGCAGCUGUAACGCACCAUGUAUGGAAUGUAUUUAACUAUUUUCAUUUUAGUGCAACAACUUUGAGACCAGUAAAUAGUCCAGUAGGAAGAAGUUAUGAUAUAAAUGUUUUAAUCAAACUAAUGGCAAUAAAAUAUUUUGAGGGAAUUUUGUGACUUGCAACAUGAUUAAUGAUAUUUAACUUUCAUCAUUGAAUUGUACAGAAAAAACUCUGUGAUUUUUGGAAAGUCUAUGAAGGACUGACUUUCUCAUGAGGUCCAUUUCAAUUGUAAUGGUCUCUGAAUUAAUAUUAAUACAUUGGCAAAAAUAAA